GGAAACCUUCACACGAUCAUCAGCUCUUCUAGCGAACGGGUCACUUUUUUUUGUGCUCUCCUUUGAAUUAUUUUCCGUCCCCCGAUUUGGUCUCCCCCCUCAAAAUUUCCAGUUACGUGUCUUCCCCCUUCAAAUUUUCAGCUACGUGUCUUACCUUGACCUACGAUAUCAUCGUUGAGUGUAAAUUUUUGGUUUAUCCAUCGUGGUUUGCUUUCACAGUUCGUCAGUCAGGAGAGGGCAGAGACUCGGUGACGUAUCGCUCAUUUGGCGGAAGUAGGACAACGCUGUAACAUAGUAAAAUUUUUAAAUAGUCUCUCCUAUUGGUCACGGGAAUGUCGGAGAAUCAUAGUCAAGCUCAUUCGUCGGAGUCCGCCCUCGGUGCUGCGGGGGGCGCUCGCCUUAACGAGUCUGAAAACGCGGGGGUGAGCGUAGCGCCAAGGGUUAUGGUGCCAAGUUUCAUUGAUCCCACUACAAUUAGACCGAACAACAAUACAAGCUUUCUACUUCGGUUGGGAGGGCCCCCACCACUGAAUGCCCCUCGUCCCCCUCGCCCCUCGUCCCCAUCGCAUAGGCCUAUUGAGGAAAACCGACUCAGACCAAUCGGUCCAGGUAACCACGACCGAGCGUGGAAUGACCCUCCGAUGUUCUCUGUAGAUGCAAAUACUCGACCGUCUGGGCAACGGAGCAGAUUAAACGAAAGAGUCGCCUUUCCCAUGAAUGGAACUCCUUCCAAUUCGGCAGGUGGUUAUUACAUCAAUCCACCAUCCGACCUACCUGGUCCGCGACUCUUUGUACCUGCGCCGCCCGUCGCAUCAGCCACGCCACCAAUGGCACAAAUGAUGGAAGAGCCCAGGCCGUUCAUUCCGGAGCCACCACCACCUCCUCCUGGAAGCGGAGAUUUUGGGCGUCCGGUUUUGCUUUUCUACGGGAACCUGCCUCAACCAAUUACAGCCCCACAUACCAUUACGGUCCCUGCUGGCAGAACUUUGCUAAACCACCCCAAUAUUCUAAAUGACUCGUAAAUUUAAUUUCGUACGUGAACAACCAAACUCAUUCUGAGCUAAAUUAUUGUGCUAUAAACUUUUCACACAAACUGUAAAAUUCGUGCUUUAAUCGCAGCCCUAACAAUUAGCGAAAAAAUAUAUAAAACCUGAUAUCAACAUUUUUGA
Folsomia candida is the source of this 1169-nucleotide messenger RNA. Its product is annotated as cleavage and polyadenylation specificity factor subunit 6. Bases 333 to 1022 code for a protein of 229 amino acids. Lineage: Eukaryota; Metazoa; Arthropoda; Collembola; Entomobryomorpha; Isotomidae. The record is from RefSeq and is a predicted model, not a curated record. The transcript has 4 exons.